Molecule: messenger RNA, 2210 nt
Organism: Nicotiana attenuata
Lineage: Eukaryota; Viridiplantae; Streptophyta; Magnoliopsida; Solanales; Solanaceae
Product: WRKY transcription factor 42-like
Exons: 5
Coding region: 132-1928 (598 amino acids)
Biological process (GO): regulation of DNA-templated transcription
Molecular function (GO): sequence-specific DNA binding; DNA-binding transcription factor activity
Source: RefSeq, a predicted model, not a curated record
GUCUUACCUUUGCCUAGUCUCAAGUCUCAACUUCCCCUUUUAAUUAGCCGAGUCCAUUGCUUCUUUUCUUCUCACUUCCCAUUUCUCUCUCCAUUUCUGUUUUUUCCCUUUCUUCUCAUUUCUCUUCAUAUAUGGCCAAUGGUAGUGGACUCUCUUUUGAUCCAGAUCCCAUCAAACACUUCCUUCCUUUUCUUCAACCUACAAAAUUAUUCAACUUUCAACCUUUGUUAACAUCAAUGGAGUCUUCACCUUAUAAAAACAGGUCUCCACCUUCUACUAUUCAAUUCCCAGUUAACCUUAACUGCUCAAAUACUGAUCAUAAUCAAGAAGAAGAAGAAGAGCAGAAAAUUAGACCAGUUAUUGAUGAAAUGGACUUUUUUGCUGAUCAUAAAAAAGGUGGUAGUAAUUCUGAGGAAGCUGCAACAACAGCUAAUAAUACUGCUGUGGACACUGAAAGAAAAGAAUCCAACACCCUUCCUCCUGAAUUGGAUUUUAACAUUAAUACUGGUUUGCAUCUUCUCACAGCAAAUACUUAUAGUGAUCAGUCCAUAGUGGAAGAUGGCUUAUCUCCUAAUUCUGAAGAUAAAAGAACCAAGAAUGAGUUAGCAGUUCUUCAAGCUGAACUGGAAAGAAUGAAUGGCGAAAAUAGACGUUUGAAGGACAUGUUAAAUCAGGCGACGAACAAUUAUAGUAACCUCCACAUGCAAAUGAUGACAAUGAUACAGCAACAACAACAUCAAGAAAAUGAUCAACACGAGGGGAAAAGUGAAGAAGUGAGACAACAAAUUCACAGCAAAAAUGGGCAUGGAGUAGGAGGACAAAUAGUGCCAAGGCAAUUUAUGGAUCUUGGCCUAGCUGCUGCCACUGGUUCUGAAGCAGAAGAGACUUCGCUGUCUUCGUCAGAGGGGCGAAGUGGAAGGGAUAAAUCACGAUCACCAACGAAUAACAUGGAAUCAGGUUCCACUUGUGGAAUUGGAAGAGAAGAUAGUCCUGAAAAAGGUUCACCUGGUUGGGGUCCUAAUAAAAUUCCAAGACUUGGUAAUGGCUCUAAAAGUACUGAUCAAGCUACUGAGGCUACUAUGAGAAAGGCUCGUGUCUCGGUCAGGGCUCGAUCAGAGGCUCCCAUGAUCACAGAUGGUUGCCAAUGGCGAAAGUAUGGACAGAAAAUGGCGAAAGGAAACCCGUGUCCUCGGGCUUAUUACCGAUGCACCAUGGCAGCUGGUUGCCCAGUUCGGAAGCAAGUUCAAAGAUGUGCAGAGGACAGAACAAUAUUGAUCACAACUUAUGAAGGAACUCACAACCAUCCAUUACCUCCAGCAGCAAUGGCAAUGGCGUCGACAACGUCCUCAGCAGCAAGAAUGUUGCUUUCAGGUUCCAUGCCAAGUGCAGAUGGACUAAUGAAUUCCAAUUUCUUUGCCAGAACUUUACUCCCUUGUUCUUCUAGCAUGGCAACAAUUUCAGCCUCCGCGCCUUUUCCUACUGUCACAUUGGACCUAACUCAAUCCCCGAACCCUUUGCAAUUUCCAAGACCUCCUAACCAAUUCCAAGUCCCAUUCUCAAAUCAACCCCACAAUAUGUUAUCAAAUCCAGCUGCACUUUUACCUCAGAUUUUUAACCAGGCUUUGUAUAACCAAUCCAAAUUUUCUGGCCUACAAUUGUCCCAAGAUUCGGAAGGACAGAACGCCUCAACAUUGCCAUCGUCGAUUCAUCAAUCCAACCACAAUCCUUUGGCCGACACAGUGAACGCCCUCACUGCUGAUCCUAACUUCACAGCAGCAUUAGCAGCAGCUAUCACGUCCCUUAUUGGAAAUCCUCAGCAACCAAACAAUGGUAGUACUAACAAUACUACUGCUAUCACAACGACCGCCAACAACCAAAACAGCAGUGUCACAACCAAUGGCAAUAACACCAGCAAUGGCAACCAAUAAAGUCGCUAAUUAAAGUUUUCCAGCAAAUUGAUAGCUAGCCAAUUGCUGCUCAUUUCCUUUCAAAUUUUUUCUUUUUCUUAAAUUUGUUUUUUGCUUAGUUAGUAAUCAGGAAAUUGAGAUUACUAUACUAGAUUUUUUUGUUUUAUAGGUGGAUUAAACAUAUAUCUUCAAUUCUUUUCGGGUUCUGAAUAAUGUAAUUCGAGAUUUCUUAUCAAUACAAGGAAAAUGUUGGCAAGAAAAAGAACAGAAAUGAUUGAAAUUCAUUUCUUUGUCUUUCUUCUA